AUGGCCACUGUUGUUGCAGAGGGGCUCGAAAAAGCCCACGAGGCGGUCAAAAGUGCUGCCUCGAAGAACAAGAAGAGUGUUGACCUCGAGCGCGACAUGGUGGAUGUCACCACCAACCAGCGCCAGACCACCGACCACGGUGUCCCCAUCAGCAAUGCCGACCAAUGGCUGCGGUCGGUUGACGACCGUCACACCGGACCUUCCCUGCUGGAGGAUCAGAUCGCCCGAGAGAAGAUCCACCGAUUCGACCAUGAGCGGAUCCCCGAGCGUGUCGUCCACGCGCGGGGAACCGGCGCAUUCGGGAACUUUAAACUGCUCGAGAGCUGUGAAGAUGUCACCUAUGCGGGGGUUCUAACAGAUACCUCGCGGAAUACCCCCGUCUUUGUCCGCUUUUCCACCGUGCAGGGCAGUAAGGGGAGUGCCGAUACGGUGCGCGAUGUCCGUGGAUUCGCGACCAAGUUCUACACCGACGAGGGUAACUGGGACAUUGUUGGCAACAAUAUCCCCGUCUUCUUUAUCCAGGAUUCCAUGAAGUUCCCUGAUUUCGUCCACGCGGUGAAGCCCGAGCCUCACAAUGAAGUUCCUCAAGCCCAGACAGCCCACAACAACUUUUGGGAUUUCUGCUACCUACACCCUGAAGCCACCCAUAUGUUCAUGUGGGCCAUGUCGGACCGCGCCAUUCCCCGGUCCUACCGGAUGAUGCAAGGGUUUGGUGUCAACACUUUCUCGUUGAUUAACAAGGAGGGCAAGCGCCACUUUGUCAAGUUUAUCUGGACGCCCCAUCUGGGUGUGCAUUCCUUCGUCUGGGACGAAGCCUUGAAGCUCGCGGGUCAGGACCCGGACUUCCACCGCAAGGACCUGAUGGAGGCCAUUGACAAUGGUGCGUUCCCGAAAUGGGACCUGUCGAUCCAGACCAUCCCGGAGGAGAAGCAGGAUGACUUUGACUUUGACAUCCUCGACGCCACCAAGAUCUGGCCGGAGGAUCUGGUUCCCCCCCGGACCAUCGGUGUGCUGGAGCUCAACCGCAACGUGGAUGAGUUCUUCCCGCAAACGGAGCAAGUCGCCUUUUGUACCUCGCACAUCGUACCCGGGAUUGACUUCUCCGACGACCCGCUGCUGCAGGGACGGAACUUUUCCUACUUCGACACUCAGAUUAGCCGUCUGGGAAUCAACUGGGAGGAGCUCCCCAUCAACCGACCGGUCUGUCCCGUGCUGAACCACAACCGCGACGGGGCCAUGCGCCACCGGAUCACCAAGGGCAGUGUCAACUACUGGCCCAACCGGUUCGAGGCGGCCAAGCCCGAUGAUCCUGCGCCCCAAGGCGGCGGCUUCGAGUCCUACCCGGCGCCGGUCACCGGUCGGAAGCGACGCGCGCUGGGCCCCAAGUUCCGCGAGCACCACUCUCAGGCCCAACUCUUCUUCAACUCCAUGUCGGAGCACGAGAAGCUGCACAUGAUCAAGGCCUUUAGUUUCGAACUGGACCACUGCGAUGACCCCAUUGUCUACGAGCGCUUGGCCGGCAAGCGGUUGGCGGAAAUCGACCUCGAGCUGGCGCAGAAGGUGGCCGAAGCCGUGGGCGCGCCGAUUCCGGAGAAGGCCCUCAUGGCCAACCACGGCCGACAAGCCAUUCACCUGUCGCAGACGGAGUUCCCCCCCAAGUCUCCGACCAUCGCCAGUCGGCGCAUUGCCAUUGUGAUCGGCGAUGGAUACGACCCCGUGGCGUUCAAGGGGGUGCAGACGGCCGUGACGGCGGCCGGGGCCUUGCCCUUCGUCAUUGGCACCAAGCGGUCGCCCAUCUACGCGGAUGGCGAAUCCAAGGAGACGUCCCAGGGCAUCAUUGCGGACCACCAGUACGACGGCCAGCGGUCGACCAUGUUCGAUGCGACCUUCAUCCCGGGCGGACCGCACGUGCAGACGCUGCGACAGAAUGGACAGAUCCGGUACUGGAUCGCGGAAACCUUUGGCCACCUGAAGCCGCUGGCCGGCACGGGCGAAGCCGCCGAGCUGAUCAAGGAGGCAUUGGGCAGUGUGCUGGAUGUGCACGUCGCGACGGCCUCCCAGUCGCAGCCGGUGGAGUGGUACGGCGUGGUCACGGCGGGGGGCGUCCAGAAGCCGGAGAGCUUCCAGGCGGGGGUGCAGAUCCUCACGGACGCCAAGGAUUUUGUGGGAUUGUUCUUCUACCAGAUUGCGCAGCAUCGGAACUACCAGCGGGAGUUGGAUGGGCUGAGUUCGACGGUGGCGUGGUGA
This is a messenger RNA of Aspergillus ibericus CBS 121593, 2247 nucleotides long. RefSeq names its product catalase catA (gene catA). The transcript has 3 exons. The coding region runs from base 1 to 2247 and encodes 748 amino acids. Gene Ontology annotation, cellular component: cytosol. Gene Ontology annotation, molecular function: heme binding; catalase activity. Gene Ontology annotation, biological process: response to oxidative stress; hydrogen peroxide catabolic process. The record is from RefSeq and is a predicted model, not a curated record. Lineage: Eukaryota; Fungi; Ascomycota; Eurotiomycetes; Eurotiales; Aspergillaceae.